This is a messenger RNA of Salvelinus fontinalis (brook trout), 10608 nucleotides long. RefSeq names its product nuclear receptor ROR-alpha A-like. Gene Ontology annotation, cellular component: nucleus. The record is from RefSeq and is a predicted model, not a curated record. Gene Ontology annotation, biological process: regulation of transcription by RNA polymerase II. Lineage: Eukaryota; Metazoa; Chordata; Actinopteri; Salmoniformes; Salmonidae. Gene Ontology annotation, molecular function: nuclear receptor activity; RNA polymerase II cis-regulatory region sequence-specific DNA binding. The transcript is spliced from 14 exons. The coding region runs from base 95 to 1279 and encodes 394 amino acids.
GUACUCCUGCCCUCGUCAGAAGAACUGUUUGAUUGACAGGACCAGCAGGAACCGCUGCCAACACUGUAGACUGCAGAAAUGCCUGACCGUAGGCAUGUCACGGGACGCGGUGAAGUUUGGCCGUAUGUCCAAGAAGCAGAGAGACAGCCUGUAUGCUGAGAUACAGAAGCACCGUCUCCAGCAGGCCCAGCAGCUGCAGAGAGACCACCAUCCCCAGAACCCAGGGGAGGUCGAGCCUCUCUCUCCCCACUACGGCCUCACCGACCUCCACGAAGACCUGGGAGGGUACAUGGAGGAACACAGCCCCGAGGGGGGUAACGACCCAGCCUCCAAGGGGGGCUCUGACUCGGGAGGAGCGGGGGGGUUCUACCUGGACAUUCGGCCGUCUCCUGAUCAGUCUGGUCUGGAUAUUAACGGUAUAAAACCGGAGCCUCUGUGUGAUUAUGGUUCCAACCAGGGUUUCUUCCCCUACUGUUUCUUCACCAACGGAGAGACGUCUCCCACAGUAUCUAUGGCUGAGCUAGAACACCUGGGCCAGAACAUCUCCAAGUCCCACCAGGAGACGUGUCAGUACCUGAGGGAGGAGCUACAGAGCAUGACCUGGCAGGCCUUCCUCCAGGAGGAGAUAGAGACUUACCAGACGAAGCCGGAGGAGGUGAUGUGGCAGCUGUGUGCCAUCAAGAUAACGGAGGCCAUCCAGUACGUGGUGGAGUUCGCCAAACGCAUUGACGGCUUCAUGGAGCUCUGUCAGAACGACCAGAUAGUGCUGCUCAAAGCAGGGUCUCUUGAGGUGGUGUUCAUCAGAAUGUGUCGUGCCUUUGACUCUCAGAACAGCACCGUCUACUUUGACGGGAAGUACGCCGGGACCGACGUCUUCAAAGCAUUAGGUUGUGACGAUCUGAUUCGUCUAGUCUUUGAGUUUGGGAAGAGUAUGUCUGUCAUCCAUCUCUCUGAGGAGGAGAUCGCUCUGUUCUCAGCGUACGUCCUGAUGUCUGCAGAUCGGACGUGGCUUCAGGAGAAGGUGAAGGUAGAGAAGCUGCAACAGAAGAUCCAGCUGGCUCUCCAACAUGUCCUCCAGAAGAAUGGCAGAGAGGACGUGGUCCUCACUAAGUUGAUAUGCAAAGUGUCGACCCUGCGGGCGUUAGUCAGCCGGCAUACAGAGAAGCUGACGGCCUUCAAAGCAACCUACCCAGACAUUGUCCAAGCCCACUUCCCUCCACUAUACAAGGAGCUGUUUGACUCAGACUUUGAACAGGGCUCCGUGUCCAUAGACGGCUAGCCAAGGACCCGUCGCUAUACUACCGUACUGUAUCUGCCCUGUACUGUAGUUUACUUUCAUGGAGCCAGUGUUGCUCUUCUGGAGACAGAGAGACACGUUGAAUGAGAGACACUCAGACAGUGUCUUGGUCCUGUCCCUGACCUGCUCUUACCCUGGACAGACAGGUGACAUGUCUCUGUUCAUGAGACAGAGAGACACGUUGAAUGAGAGACACUCAGACAGUUGGUCCUGUCCCUGACGUGCUCUUACCCUGGACAGACAGGUGACAUGUCUCUGUCCAUGGUCGUCUGUCUUCUCCUCCUGGAUGAUGAGUUGGUUGGGAUGUUUCUGGGAGGAAAAAAAACAUUCAAGCACUUAGAAAAUCAACAGCCUUUCCUUCUCACAACAACAAACCUAUUGGGACACGGGGAGCGGAUUUAGCCACAACACUUACCUGGGGACAACGGUGUGAUGGAGAGCGGAUUUAGCCACAACACUUACCUGGGGACAACGGUGUGAUGGAGAAGUGGUGUAGAGUACUGCACCCCUUCAGUAACCAUCACCUUCAAAGCCAUCUGCUAUUAAACCUUCACAACAGGAAGAGGAAGUCACCACCACCACAACAACAGGGUUAUGUUCCAAAGGGCACCCUAUUCCCUACGCAGUGCACUACUUGUAAUAAGGGGAUCUGGUUAAAAGUAGUGCCCUAUAUAGGGAAUAGGGUGCCUUUUGGGACACAGAUCACGGUGUCCAUUCCACCUCUUUCCAAUGUCCUACAGGGUGUUACCAUGCUGAUAAUUAGUACAUUCCAUAGUGAGAAAUGAAUCAAUGUUUUAUAAUUUUAUUUGUGUUAUAGCUUGUAUCUCUCCCAUUUGUUCCAAUUGACGAGACACUUUUACUGACACCUGUCUCUGAGUUAAUGAAUGAAUAGGGUAUUGUCCACACCUGUCUCUGAGUUAAUGAAUGAAUAGGGUAUUGUCCACACCUGUCUCUGAGUUAAUGAAUGAAUAGGGUAUUGUCCACACCUGUCUCUGAGUUAAUGAAUGAAUAGGAUAUUGUCCACACCUGUCUCUGAGUUAAUGAAUGAAUAGGGUAUUGUCCACACCUGUCUCUGAGUUAAUGAAUGAAUAGGGUAUUGUCCACACCUGUCUCUGAGUUAAUGAAUGAAUAGGGUAUUGUCCACACCUGUCUCUGAGUUAAUGAAUGAAUAGGGUAUUGUCCACACCUGUCUCUGAGUUAAUGAAUGAAUAGGGUAUUGUCCACACCUGUCUCUGAGUUAAUGAAUGAAUAGGGUAUUGUCCACACCUGUCUCUUAGUUAAUGAAUGAAUAGGGUAUUGUCCACACCUGUCUCUGAGUUAAUGAAUGAAUAGGGAAUUGUCCACACCUGUCUCUGAGUUAAUGAAUGAAUAGGGUAUUGUCCACACCUGUCUCUGAGUUAAUGAAUGACUAGGGUAUUGUCCACACCUGUCUCUGAGUUAAUGAAUGAAUAGGGUAUUGUCCACACCUGUCUCUGAGUUAAUGAAUGAAUAGGGUAUUGUCCACACCUGUCUCUGAGUUAAUGAAUGAAUAGGGUAUUGUCCACACCUGUCUCUGAGUUAAUGAAUGAAUAGGGUAUUGUCCACACCUGUCUCUGAGUUAAUGAAUGACUAGGGUAUUGUCCACGCCUGUCUCUGAGUUAAUGAAUGAAUAGGGUAUUGUCCACACCUGUCUCUGAGUUAAUGCAAUACUGGAGAUAUGAUCCAUUAAUAAGCAAUAGUCCAUUUCCACCAUCACAAUCUUCUAUCAAAACAUGUCACUUCCUUAUUGUCACAUGAUAGCACUAUGUUUAUCUACUCUUCUGGAAUCAUCUGCAUUUCCCGUGAUUUGAUUGGUCUACCUCCCGUGAUGGUGACCAAUGCCCUCCCACCGUUCUACCUUGGCCACUGUACUGUGGUGAAACAGGAAGUUAGUUGUCUAGUUAGCGUGGGUCUUUGUAUGGACUGUAGAGAGGGGCUACACCACAGUAGAUAGAUGCCAGGUCUGAGGGACACCCUGAAACACAGUUUAUGGAGCUCAGCUCAGCCCUGUUAGUCCUCUGUUGGGGCGAGGAGCACAAUUUGUCAUGGAGACACACACGCGUGUGCGUGUGUUGUUCAUGACAGACACCACACCACUGAAGCCAUGAAUAGACCAGAUCCCCUGUUGUUUCUCUCCGACCUGUGUUGUUAAGACCAGGCCGUGUGCCAGGUGUUAUGCACAGCGAGGGGCAAGGCUCUGAUGUAACACACAGCCCAGCGAGGGGCAAGGCUCUGAUGUAACACACAGCCCAGCGAGGGGCAAGGCUCUGAUGUAACACACAGCCCAGCGAGGGGCAAGGCUCUGAUGUAACACACAGCCCAGCGAGGGGCAAGGCUCUGAUGUAACACACGGCCCAGCGAGGGGCAAGGCUCUGAUGUAACACACGGCCCAGCGAGGGGCAAGGCUCUGAUGUAACACACAGCCCAGCGAGGGGCAAGGCUCUGAUGUAACACACAGCCCAGCGAGGGGCAAGGCUCUGAUGUAACACACAGCCCAGCGAGGGGCAAGGCUCUGAUGUAACACACAGCCCAGCGAGGGGCAAGGCUCUGAUGUAACACACAGCCCAGCGAGGGGCAAGGCUCUGAUGUAACACACAGCCCAGCGAGGGGCAAGGCUCUGAUGUAACACACAGCCCAGCGAGGGGCAAGGCUCUCAUGUAGCACACGGCCCAGCGAGGGGCAAGGCUCUGAUGUAACACACAGCCCAGCGAGGGGCAAGGCUCUGAUGUAACACACGGCCCAGCGAGGGGCAAGGCUCUGAUGUAACACACGGCCCAGCGAGGGGCAAGGCUCUGAUGUAACACACGGCCCAGCGAGGGGCAAGGCUCUGAUGUAACACACAGCCCAGCGAGGGGCAAGGCUCUGAUGUAACACACAGCCCAGCGAGGGGCAAGGCUCUGAUGUAACACACAGCCCAGCGAGGGGCAAGGCUCUGAUGUAACACACAGCCCAGCGAGGGGCAAGGCUCUGAUGUAACACACAGCCCAGCGAGGGGCAAGGCUCUGAUGUAACACACGGCCCAGCGAGGGGCAAGGCUCUGAUGUAACACACAGCCCAGCGAGGGGCAAGGCUCUGAUGUAACACACAGCCCAGCGAGGGGCAAGGCUCUGAUGUAACACACAGCCCAGUGUCUCAAAAAAAAUCUCUCACUUCUUCUAUUAAUUUCUUAAGGAUCCGACACUUAAAAACAAAAAUCGCCUAAAAUGACGUAGCCAAAUCUAACUUCCUGUCGCUCAGGACCUGAAGCAAGGACAUGCAUAUUCUUGAUACCAUUUGAAAGGAAACACUUUGAAGUCUCAAAAAAAGCUGUCUCCCUUUUCUUUUAAGAGCACCGUGAGUUGUGACACGGGCCGUUAAAGAUGGCAACUGAGAUUUAAUAACAGCACCUGAUUAAAAGGUGUUUUUAUUGUUAGGGAAUGGGGGUGCUAGUUGGUCCCGCCAUGAAAGAGACUGUCAACGUUCAGAUUGAACCCUUAACUAGAGCCGUGAAAAUAGAUUAAACUGGUUCAAUUUCAUGGCUAUCUAGUAGCGCCAUCUAUUGACUAGAGAAAGUAUAGCACCAAGUAAUGUCUACUGUAACGGUUGUGUCUGUCAGAAACCAAAUUCCAUCCUUCCUUGGUUUUUGUUACCGAUUUGUCUUAAUCUUACCAGUAUGUCUGGAGGGGUAGAAGAUGGUGGUCCUUAUCACUUCCUCACCUAAACGGAGUUUAUUUCAAUCAAUGAAGAGAGAUAAUUUGAGGAAGUGAAUCAAGUCUUGCAAUUUAGAAAAAGAUAAUCAAGGCUUGUCAUUUAGAAAAAGAUAAUCAAGUCUUGUCAUUUAGAUAAAGAUAAUCAAGUCUUGUCAUUUAGAUAUAGCCUCAGCUAGAGACAGAGACGGGUUACUGAAGAAAGACAGUAGCGUUCAUCAGAUUAAAUGUGUUUUUUUGUUUGUUGCACAUCUCCUGGUAGAAAUUGUGAUCAAAUCCUGUUCUAUGUGCCAUUAAUAGAGGCUUUCAUCAUGUGGUCUUGUCCAACACAGUGAUAAGAGUUGUGUGUCUCGCUGGCUUGUUUUUUAACAUGAUCCUCAACCCUUCUGCAAUAAUACAGUACUUGAUAUACAAGUCCUUUACUUCUGUCCUUCAGGGAAGAUUCACACUCUUUCACUUCUGAAUCCCCCCCCCCCCCUCUUUUCUAUCGCUUUAAACAAAUCAUCCAUUCUGGUUCCGGAAUGGAAUGUCAGUUUUAAAUAAAUCAUCCAUUCUGGUUCUGGAAUGGAAUGUCAGUUUUAAAUAAAUCAUCCAUUCUGGUUCCGGAAUGGAAUGUCAGUUUUAAAUAAAUCAUCCAUUCUGGUUCCGGAAUGGAAUGUCAGUUUUAAAUAAAUCAUCCAUUCUGGUUCCGGAAUGGAAUGUCAGUUUUAAAUAAAUCAUCCAUUCUGGUUCUGGAAUGGAAUGUCAGUUUUAAACAAAUCAUCCAUUCUGGUUCUGGAAUGGAAUGUCAGUUUUAAACAAAUCAUCCAUUCUGGUUCUGGAAUGGAAUGUCAGUUUUAAACAAAUCAUCCAUUCUGGUUCUGGAAUGGAAUGUCAGUUUUAAACAAAUCAUCCAUUUUGGUUCUGGAAUGGAAUGUCAGUUUUUAAAUAAAUCAUCCAUUCUGGUUCUGGAAUGGAAUGUCAGUUGAGUCCAUCAGUAUAUUCGGUAGCACUUAUUUGUAAAAUGGCAGAAACUCUCAGUUGAAAUCAUACAGCUUCUUACUUGUAACGUUUUAUCUUUAAUUGAAAUCUACAGGACAGGCUAUACGUCAUCAGAAGCCAUGCUGGCACUGUCUCACCCACCUGGUUCCUACUGGCUAUGAUGACGUAUUGAUGAACACUCAGGGACAAUAGGAACUACAUUAUUAGAGGAUAGGCCCUAAAAGCAUGAUUAGCUUAAAUAAAUCAUGAUCUAUAUACUCUGUAUGAAGAAAAUACAUUGUUGUUGUUUUAGUAGAAAGCUAUUUUUUGUUGCUUUAGGGCUCAGAUUGAAUCUGUACCGUAUGAAGAUCCACACUAUACCAGGAUUUACAAUUAAAGGCAAUGUUCCUGCGUUUCUGUCGGAGACUCCAUUCACCGUAAAUGCCGCGUAUGUCGACUCAAUCCACAAAACACCUUUUUAAAUGUCAGUGCCACUAUGACGAGGAUCUUCAGCGCUACGGGUUGAAUCCAUCUCUUCAGUUGGUUCGUUAAAGUGGCCCCCUCUUAAACAUUUACCACCGUUGUGUUUACACCUACUGUGUGUGUGUGUGUGUGUGUGUGUGUGUGUGUUUGUUUGCGCAUCUAUGUGGCUACAUAAUAUUGUUGUCUUAGACACCCCAGGUUUCAUUAGUAAAGGAUACCGUGGUUAGUUGGAGAGGUUUUAUUAGUGAAGGAUAUUGUGGUUAGUUGGAGAGGUUUUAUUAGUGAAGGAUAUUGUGGUUAGUUGGAGAGGUUUUAUUAGUAAAGGAUACCGUGGUUAGUUGGAGAGGUUUAUUAGUGAAGGAUAUCGUGGUCAGUUGGAGAGGUUUAUUAGUGAAGGAUAUCGUGGUUAGUUGGAGAGGUUUAUUAGUGAAGGAUAUCGUGGUUAGUUGGAGAGGUUUUAUUAGUGAAGGAUAUCGUGGUUAGUUGGAGAGGUUUUAUUAGUGAAGGAUAUCGUGGUUAGUUGGAGAGGUUUAUUAGUGAAGGAUAUCGUGGUUAGUUGGAGAGGUUUUAUUAGUGAAGGAUAUCGUGGUUAGUUGGAGAGGUUUAUUAGUGAAGGAUAUCGUGGUCAGUUGGAGAGGUUUAUUAGUGAAGGAUAUCGUGGUUAGUUGGAGAGGUUUUAUUAGUGAAGGAUAUCGUGGUUAGUUGGAGAGGUUUAUUAGUGAAGGAUAUCGUGGUCAGUUGGAGAGGUUUAUUAGUGAAGGAUAUCGUGGUUAGUUGGAGAGGUUUUAUUAGUGAAGGAUAUCGUGGUUAGUUGGAGAGGUUUUAUUAGUGAAGGAUACCGUGGUUAGUAGGAGAGGUUUUAUUAGUGAAGGAUAUCGUGGUUAGUUGGAGAGGUUUUAUUAGUGAAGGAUAUCGUGGUUAGUUGGAGAGGUUUCAUUAGUAAAGAAUACCGGGUUAGUUGGAGAGGUUUAUUAGUGAAGGAUACCGUGGUUAGUUGGAGAGAUUUAUUAGUGAAGGAUACCGUGGUUAGUUGGAGAGGUUUAUUAGUGAAGGAUACCGUGGUUAGUUGGAGAGGUUUUAUUAGUGAAGGAUAUUGUGGUCAACUAGAGAGGUUUAUUAGUGAAGGAUACCGUGGUUAGUUGGAGAGGUUUAUUAGUGAAGGAUAUCGUGGUCAACUAGAGAGGUUUAUUAGUGAAGGAUACCGUGGUUAGUUGGAGAGGUUUUAUUAGUGAAGGAUAUCGUGGUUAGUUGGAGAGGUUUUAUUAGUGAAGGAUAUCGUGGUCAACUAGAGAGGUUUAUUAGUGAAGGAUACCGUGGUUAGUUGGAGAGGUUUAUUAGUGAAGGAUAUCGUGGUUAGUUGGAGAGGUUUAUUAGUGAAGGAUAUUGUGGUUAGUUGGAGAGGUUUUAUUAGUGAAGGAUAUCGUGGUUAGUUGGAGAGGUUUUAUUAGUGAAGGAUAUCGUGGUUAGUUGGAGAGGUUUAUUAGUGAAGGAUACCGUGGUUAGUUGGAGAGGUUUUAUUAGUGAAGGAUAUUGUGGUUAGUUGGAGAGGUUUAUUAGUGAAGGAUAUCGUGGUUAGUUGGAGAGGUUUUAUUAGUGAAGGAUAUCGUGGUUAGUUGGAGAGGUUUAUUAGUGAAGGAUAUCGUGGUUAGUUGGAGAGGUUUUAUUAGUGAAGGAUAUCGUGGUUAGUUGGAGAGGUUUAUUAGUGAAGGAUAUCGUGGUUAGUUGGAGAGGUUUUAUUAGUGAAGGAUAUCGUGGUUAGUUGGAGAGGUUUUAUUAGUGAAGGAUACCGUGGUUAGUUGGAGAGGUUUUAUUAGUGAAGGAUAUUGUGGUUAGUUGGAGAGGUUUUAUUAGUGAAGGAUAUCGUGGUUAGCUGGAGAGGUUUUAUUAGUGAAGGAUACCGUGGUUAGUUGGAGAGGUUUUAUUAGUGAAGGAUAUUGUGGUUAGUUGGAGAGGUUUAUUAGUGAAGGAUACCGUGGUUAGUUGGAGAGGUUUUAUUAGUGAAGGAUAUCGUGGUUAGUUGGAGAGGGUUUAUUAGUGAAGGAUAUCGUGGUUAGUUGGAGAGGUUUUAUUAGUGAAGGAUAUCGUGGUCAACUAGAGAGGUUUUUCGGUAUUAUCCUCCCUCGUGUUCUUCUCCUUUCUGUCAUUUUUCCCACUCAGUCCAUCUCACCACGUCUCCAGGAUGACAGUAGACUCUCCAAGUGACUGUAGUGAAACUGCAUUUCUCAGAAGUAAAGAAAGUAUCUUCAGCCAUAACCGAAUGUCAAGCAAUAAUGAUAUCAAUGUUGUAUUUUUUUUAUCUUCUGAAUAGUCUUAAAUAUUGCAUGUCGAUAAAUUCUAAUUGUUCACACUUGACUUUUUGUUUUUUUCAGUUCUCUUCUAUAUUCUGAAUUCUGUGUUUUAUCGUCACGUUCACGUAUGACUAGUUUCUGUUCUCUACUACUCUAUUUAAUCUCACCGUAUGGAAUUACCUAUAGACAGACCAAGUGAGAUAAGUAGAAUGUGGGAUUAUUUUAGUUGUUCUUCAGACGUGUGAUGCUAGGUUCCUUCAGUGAGCAGAACCUUGGGUUCUAGACCGUUCUAGACUAAGCCACCUUGUUGGUUCCAUAGAGGUCCAAUGGGUUCUAGAUGUUAAGACUAAGUGGUUAUUAUUCCCAGCUGGUGCCUGUAUCAGUGUGCCAGCCUUGGGGGGGGGGGGGGGGGGCUAUAUUUAUUUGAUUUGUAAAUGUCACGUUGUUAGGGGAUGAACCUGUUUUAUACAGAGUACUGAACCACGGCCCUUUAACUUAAAAAAACAAAAAGUGUUUGUUGAAAUUAUUAUUUUUUAUUUAAACCUGUGUAAAGACGUGAUUGUGAAAGCCAUUUGGUUGGAGCUGAAGUACUGGACUGACUGUGUCUAUAACUCAUCAGAUCUGACCAACAUGGCUGGUUACUGGACUGACUGUGUCUAUAACUCAUCAGAUCUGACCAACAUGGCUGGUUUAUAUCAAUCACAAUGACAUGUCAGGAAUAUAGGAACUCUAUUGUCUCAUAGAAAGAGCAUCACAAGAUGAGUCUCAUUGCUCAAAAAAAUAAUUAUCAGGAAAAUAAGUAUUGAGCUGUUACAUGAUGAGUGAUGCACUUCCUGUUCUACAGCCUCUACAGUAUGUAGUGGAAUGUGAGCUUUGAAAACGGUUCAUUAAAUGCAGUGCUGCUAUUGAGUCUGGAGAGGCCAUAGUGUCCUAUACAACAACAAAAAAAAAACAGAUUUUAUAACCAUUCAGUCUGAAUACUCAAUUACUAUCUUCAGAAUACUGCAAUGACAUCAAAUCAGAUCACUCUGGCUGUUCAUAUUUAUUUAAUGACUGUGUUGGCUAGCCAGGGCUGUAUGAUUUAAAAUAAUAGACAAUCUAUUUCAAUGUUUUGUUGUUUUUUUUAGUCUAAAGUGGAUGACAUGUGUGUCUUUAGUUCCUUUACAAUAACGAGUCUUCAACGUGUUUGAUGGAGGAAGGAACAUAGAACACAAUCUUUGUUAAUUAAAUUAAAAAUGUUUAAACUGAAGGUCCGUGGGACGACGCACAAUUGGCAUAGCGUCGUCCGGGUUAGGGAGGGUUUGGCCGGUAGGGAUAUCCUUGUCUCAGUAUGUAAAAUGUAAUAAAAAUGUAUGCACUCUAGUGUAAGUCGCUCUGGAUAAGAGCGUCUGCUAAAUGACUAAAAUGUCAAAUGUAAACUGAAGAACCAGCUACAGUACAGUGAAAGGAUGUUUUAUGUUUGGAUGGUAUUAUUAUACUACUGAUCUUUAAGAUAAUGACAUACGGAUUUUUUUUGUUUUUUUAAUCCAACUCUUUUAUUAAACUCUCUUCAGUUGUCUUCACAAACAGCAACCUCGUUUCUUUGUCUGAGUCAUGAAUAUAUAUUGUAAGUAUUUUUUGGAAUCUUUUUUUUUUUUUUUUUUUUUGUAAAUACAAAACUGUAAAAUGAAAAAUAAUACAUGUAAAGUUGUCUUUUUUAAAUACUUUUCAUUCUAAUAUGAUGAAUAUUGUUAUAUUGCACUUAAGAAAACAAACCUGUACCUUUUUAAUAUUGUGACCUUUUAUUAAAAGUGCAUUGGACACAUCAGUUCUCGGGGUGUGUAAUGUGUGGUUGUCCCAGAAUUAAAAUGGCAGCUUUGAGAGAAGCUAGCAAUCA